This is a messenger RNA of Agrilus planipennis (emerald ash borer), 2200 nucleotides long. RefSeq names its product zinc finger protein 768 (gene Kr-h1). The record is from RefSeq and is a predicted model, not a curated record. Gene Ontology annotation, cellular component: nucleus. Bases 232 to 1731 code for a protein of 499 amino acids. The transcript is spliced from 7 exons. NCBI's taxonomy places the organism in Eukaryota, Metazoa, Arthropoda, Insecta, Coleoptera, Buprestidae. Gene Ontology annotation, molecular function: zinc ion binding.
UUUCAACUGAUGCGCUCUUUAACAGUUUCUAUAUUUAACUUAAACAAAGAAAUACUUUCCUGUGAAUCAUACAUGCAGAAAUCAUAUCUUCAGUUUCACACCACUGCCUGUUUCUGCGUCUUUCUAUCGCUGAUCGCUGGGUUCGAAGUUUGAAUAGUUCAAUGGAAUUAAUUUAAUAAAGUUUAUCUAUGGAAUAAAUGAAGAAGAAGAUAACUAGUUAGUUUAUGAGUAAUGGAAUUAGAUUUUUCAAAAAUAUGCAGAAUUUGUUUAAACGAAGGCGUUAUGAUGUCAAUUUUCAAAGUUAAUAUAUCGAAAAAGAUGAUGGCUUGUGCUUCUGUUCAGGUUUGGCAGAAUGAUGGUUUACCAUCUCAAAUAUGCAAUAAAUGUUCUGCAAAAUUACAUAUAUCCUUCCAAUUUAAAAAGCAGUGUGAAAAAUCGGAUGCCAAAUUACGACAGUAUUUAACAAGUUUAUCAAAUGAAAAACAACAAAACCAAAUAGUCAAUCAAAAUGAACUUGAAUUUGAACAACAGAUUCAAAAUCAACAACUGCAUCAACAGCCACAACCCCUUCAACAAGAGCAAUCUCAAAUUCAGCAAGUACCUGAACAAAAUCAAGGUUGUGUUUAUAUAGAAUGUGCCCCUCUAAUUGAAUUGCAACAUGAUGAUAGAUUUGAACUAAGCUACAAUAUACCACCACAAAAUCAUUUACCUAUUAGUGGAUAUAUUCAGGGGGUUAGUCAAUUGCAGGUUUACAAUGGUGCAACAUAUUCGCUUCCUAUGCAGCAAAUGCAACAACCUAAUAUUCUGCAGAAUCAGAUUGUAGGUCCUUCAAUUCAAGUGCAACAAAUUCCUCAGCCGCCUUUACCAGAUCCUCCAGUAAUUCAAGAUCAGCAACAAGCAACAAAUGGGCAACCAGAAUUGAAAGACAAAACGAAAGAAAUAAAAUCUUUAUCAAAGCCAAAUGAUAAUAACAGACAAUGUUUAACAUGUGGGAAAAUUUUUGCUACACCAACCAAAUUAAGUCGUCAUAUGAAAACUCAUUCUUCUGACAUGCCGUACAAAUGUAAAAUAUGUAAUAAGGCAUUUUCACACAGUGGAAAUUUUAAAAUUCAUCUUAGAAUGCAUACUGAUGAGAGACCAUUUAAAUGCACAGUUUGUAAUAAGGGAUGUCGACAAGCUCAAGACUUGGAGAAACAUAUGAGAACCCAUACAGGUGAACGACCUCAUAAGUGUACCAUGUGUACAAAAGCUUUCUCUACAAGAUCCAAUUUGAUAGCACACAUUAGAACCCACACAGGAGAACGUCCGUAUGUUUGCUGCGUUUGUCAGAAAGCGUUUUGUCAAUCAAACGAACUUACAAAGCAUAUGAGAACACACACAGGAGAAAAGUCACAUAUUUGUGAUAUUUGUCAUAAAGGUUUCAAUGGUUCCAGUACCUUGAUAGUUCACAAAAGGUCUCAUACAGGCGAACGACCCUACAUUUGUCAAAUUUGCAAAAAAGGCUUCGUGCAGUCAAGUUGUUUAAUAGUACAUGUUAGGCGACAUGCAGGUGCUAAGAAAUUUGAAUGUACUCAUUGUAAUAAACCGUUUGUAACGAACGCUGAUCUUAAAGCUCACUUGCUAACUCAUUCAGAAGAAGAAAAAUCGUUUAAUUGUAGUGUAUGUGACAAAACAUUUACGAAAUCUAGAGACCUUCAAAAGCACUCUAAAACACAUAGUACUUUUUCAUAGCUUAUUUAAAUAAGCAUUAAAUACUCAGUAAACAUUUGGUAGUGAAUAUUGGAAGCCCCCUUAUAAUGUGAAUAGCAUAUUAAUUAUGAAUAUAUACCGUGAACAAACUAAACUUUCGGUUAUAGAAACUUUAAAAAUUAAUAUAUCACCGUUACGGUUGCGCCAUUGCUAUAAAUCUCCGAUAUAUUUAUUUGGUGCUUCCCCUAGCUGAGAUGUUUUAUUUGUGUAUUGACUGUUAAUGGUCUGUAUUCUGCAAAUCUUGAAUGGUUGAGUAGUUUUUGUAGAUAGCCCAGUGGGUAGGAAAAAGUGACGUCGACAUUACUGACCUGAUAUAAAGACUGUUUUUAUUUGAAUUAUUAUUUUCGUUAAGUACAAAAGAAUUGCUUACGUUUUUUUCCUUUUUACCGUAGAAUUAUUCAACUAUAAUUCAUUAUGCUGGUAUUUUAUAAUUAACAAUAAACGUCUAAUU